This is a messenger RNA of Pipra filicauda (Wire-tailed manakin), 4174 nucleotides long. RefSeq names its product HR lysine demethylase and nuclear receptor corepressor (gene HR). The transcript is spliced from 19 exons. Gene Ontology annotation, cellular component: chromatin; histone deacetylase complex. The coding region runs from base 136 to 3999 and encodes 1287 amino acids. Gene Ontology annotation, biological process: regulation of transcription by RNA polymerase II. Gene Ontology annotation, molecular function: chromatin DNA binding; histone H3K9 demethylase activity; transcription coregulator activity. NCBI's taxonomy places the organism in Eukaryota, Metazoa, Chordata, Aves, Passeriformes, Pipridae. The record is from RefSeq and is a predicted model, not a curated record.
AGCAGCAUCCGCCGCCGCCGCCGGGUCCUGCGUCCCCCCCGGCGCCCCCGCGCUGGCACACGGGCAUGGGGGGCACCGGCAAAGGGUCCGGCCAGCCCGGGACGGCGCUGAGCACCACAUGAGUGUGGGAGCAGCAUGGCCAGCGACGCGAGGAUGGGGGAGACCCCGCCGCGGUGGAGGAGAGCCCCGGACGCAGCGCAGGACUCCCGGGGGAUGGAGAGCAGCGGGAUGGUCUUAUCCCGAAGCGCUGCCGCCGAGCUGGGACUCCCGGGCUACGCGGAGCCCGGCAAGCUGAGCUACGGGAUGGAGAAAGGGUGUCCCUGGAGGGGCUCCGAGGGAUGUUUGGGACCCGUCCGGGAGCUCGCCGGGGGCCGGCUGGGCUGUCCCUACCCCCCGGCCCCACCGUGCCUGCGGGACGCCCUGUGCCUCCCCAAGGACGGGGCCGAGCUGCCCCCGCUGCUGCCCCCCAGGAACGGGCAGCCCAAGGCGGGCUGGGGGGAGCCCUGCAAGGACCACCCUGGGUCGCGGUGGGCCGAGGCCGUGCUGGCCCCCCUGGCCCUCUACAGCCACGCGUACCACCGCUACCCCCUGCCCGUGCCGGGGCUGGACCCUCAGCGCCCCAGCGCCGCCGGCAAGCCCCGAACGGCCGCGGGGGACACGGCCGGAGACCCCCCGGCUUUCCGCCACUGCCCCUUCCUCGUGGAGGCCAAGCACAGCCCCUUCCUCCUGUCCUCGCUGCUGCCCGCCGGCCCCCCGGCCGACCCCCCGUUCGGCGGCGCGGGGGCGGAGGCGCCGGGGGCGAUGGGGGACGGGCGGUUCGGCGGCGUGGACUGGCGCCUGGGCUCCUACGCGCCCGCCUGGGGACAGCCCCUCUACCUGGGGGUCCCGCCGAGGUGCAAGGCGGCCCUGACCCCCUUCGACGACUGCUCCAGCUCAGGGAACAAGGAGUUUUACCCGAAGAAAGAACCCGGUUUCCACCCCCCCGCCAAGGACCACGCGGCGCCGCAGCUGCUGGGCAAGGGCCAGGCAGGGCAGGACAGAGACGGGGAGGGGGAGCCGGCGGGGCCGGAGCCGCCGGGAGCCCCGUGGAGGGAUGGCCGAGCCGGGGGCAGCUCGGCGGUGCCCGCUGCCCACGCCCGCACGCCUCCCCCCAGCGCCAGCCACCCCCUCUUCCUCCUGCAGCCCGGCGCGGGGGGCUGCGGGGGUCCCUGGGUGGGCGCACGGCCCCACGGCGCCGAUUUUUCCAUGGAAACGGGGCCAGGACGGCCCUCGGAGCCCAAAGAUGAGCGCCUGGGGUACCAAAGCCUCCAGCCCGGCUCGCCACCGGGAUCCAGGGAGUCCAACCCGUCGCCUCUGCUCGCGGACGGGCACUACCCACCGGCUCCCGCCAAGCCGGAGCCCCCCCCAGCCUGUCUCUGCCCCACCCCGGGCUGCGAUGGGUGCCCGGGGGUGGGCUGCAGGGUGCCCAACCCCUUCGAACCUGCCCUGGGGAUGCCCGGGGGGCGUUUCCCGUGCCCCCCCAGCAACCACACCAAGCUGAAGAAGACGUGGCUGACGCGGCACUCGGAGCAGUCGCUGCCUCGCCUCAAGGCUGCCCGGCGGGACGGGGGUCCCGAGCCCCCCGGGGAGGGCAAACGCUUGGCCAAACGCCCCCAUGGCACCGCCGAGGGACCCCGAGCUGCCAGCGAGGGCGCCGGGGCGGCCAAGAGGGGCACGAAGGCCACCGUGUGCCCUGGGGAGGGCACAGAGAGCCGAGGGGACCCCGAGGAGAGGAGGAUGGAGCUGGGAGAGGGAGAGCCACCGAGCCGGCAGGAGCCGUGGUGCCUGCAGAGCCUGCCCUGCACUGCGCUGCCCCCGGGCAUCCCCCGCUGCUGUGCCUGUGCCCCCCGGGCCACGGGGGACCCUCAGGGCGAGGAGGAGGAGGAGGAAGAGCCCCCUGAGAGCACCUGCAGGCUGCUGCACUUCCGCAGGUUCGCCCUGGGGGACAAUGGGGAGCUGAGCGUCGACGGCCUCUGCACCCUGGGGGAGGCCGAGGGGGAGCUGCCAGAGGAACCCGGCCCCGAGCCGGGGGGCAGGAGUGUGGGGAGCAGCCUCUGCCUGGCCAAGUACCUCCUGAGGGUCCUGGGGGACCCCUUCUGCGACGCCGUCCACAGGGACAGGGACGCGUGGCCGGGAGCCCCCGGCGGGCCCGAGGGGGUGACGUCCUGGAGGCGGGGGGAAGGAGCCCCCCAGCUCUGCGACGCCUGCCAGCGCGGCUUCUUCAACUCCCACUGGAGCUGCGCCAGAUGUGGCUUCCAGCUGUGCCCCGCCUGCCACCGCGGCAGGAGGGAGGCCAACGGCCCCGAGGGUCCAGCAGAGCCGCCCGAGUGCACCCCCGGGCCAGAGCACCCCGUCACGGCCCUGGUCCCCACACAGUUUGUCCCCACCUGUGUCCUGACCAGGCUCUGGAAGCUUCUGCACGAGGUCAGGGCCAAGUUUGGCAUCGAGUCCCACUGUUCCUGCGGGGAAGGGGCUGCGGAGCAGAGCCCGGCCGAGCCCCCGGGCAGGCAGGAGCCACCGGGGGCCGCGGUGCCCACCCUGCCACCCCCCAGCCACGGCCAAGCCGACACCUCCCGGCCCAUCAAGGAAGAGAGCCCCGAGGGGGGGCUGCCAUCGCCGGGGCAGCCCCCGGCGCGGGGGGCCGUGCAGACCACCACCCUGUGCGACCUGCUGGCCUCCACCGCCGUGAAGCUGUGCCUGGGGCAGGACGGGGUGCGCAUGGCCUUCGCCCCCGUGGUGCCCACCCUGCCCAGCGACAACCGCCUGACCAGCAUCCUGGACAGCAUCAUCGCCCACGUGGUGGAGAGGAAGAUCCAGGAGAGGCAGGCGGGGGGUGAGCUGAGCCCACCCAGCCCCCCCGAGCCCCCCGCGUCCCACUGCAUCCUGGAGCCCAGCGGGCUGCUCUGGCUGCACGACCCCGGCCACGCCAGCAACUACAAACUCUUCCAGGAGCACUGGCGGCAGGGCCAGCCCGUGCUGGUUUCAGGGCUGCAGAAGAGGCUGGAGGGGCGGCUCUGGGGGCCGGAGUCGUUCCGCCCACCCCGGGGGGAGCAGGAGGUGGAGGUGGUGAACCUGCGGGCGCCGGCGAACCGCGUCCGCCUGAGCAGCCGGGAGUUCUGGGAUGGCUUCCCUGCCAGUACGGCAUCCCCAGAGCAGGAACAGGGCGCUGGGGACUUGCUGAAGCUGGAGAGUGGCUUUGGGGACAAGGAGCUGAGCCGGACCACCAACCUGCGUGCCAGCCUGCCCCUGCCCGAGUACUGCGGGGCCAGCGGCCGCCUCAACCUGGCCACCCACCUGCGGGGCCAGCGGGGCCGGCGCUGGCUGCGCCCACGUGUCUGUGCAGCCUAUGGUGUGCACCCGCCGGACCGGAACGUCGGGACCAAAAACCUGGUGGUGGAAGCUGCCGAUUCCAUCAACAUCCUGGUUCACGCGGCGGCGGCACCGCGGGAGGUGCUCCUGCCCGGCGACACGGAUGACAUGGAUGCGGCGCUGAGGGAGCGGCUCAAGGACACCGGCGGCCGGCCCGGGGCACUGUGGCACAUCUUCCGUGCCGAGGACGCCCCCCGGAUCCGGGAUUUCCUGAGCAAGGCAUCCGAGGAGCCGGGGCAGGAGGGGGCAGCCACGGGGGAGCCCCCCGGGCGCUCCCUGGACCCCCCCGGGCGUUACCUGGACGCGGCGCUGCGGAGGCGGCUGCGGGAGGAGUGCGGGGUGAGCGGCUGGACCCUCCUCCAGUGCCUGGGGGACGCCGUGCUGGUCCCCGCGGGGGCUCCCCACCAGGUGCAGAGCCUGACGGGCACCAUCAGCGUGGAGCAGCGGUUCCUGUCCCCGGAGAGCUCCGCCCGCCUCCGGCUGCUCGGCCCCGAUCCCACCGGGACCACACGCCAGCUCCAUGCCCAGCUGGACGGGAUGAUCUUCGCUGCCGUGCGGGAGGCGCUGGGGGUCCUGCGGGGCUGCAAGUGAGCCCGUGGAACGCUGGAAGGACGCUCUGACAAGCCUGGGAUGGGGGCUGGAUGUGGGCCUGGACCCCCAGGGAGCCGGGAGCAGGCACUUCCAGCUUGGUGCUUUGCUCCAGGAUCUCCCGGGACGGCUCGGGGCAGGAGGAAUAAAGUGUCCACAGUGUGCCGGGGGCACCGGC